AUGAAUUCUCUCUCAUUGACUCGGUCCUAUUUACUAGAGUUAACAAUCGGAGAACAUUAUGCCCGAGCCACUCAGACGGUGCCACUGUUUGCAAUACUAGGCACAGAUACUGAUUAUGAGACAAAACACUCAUACUUAAUACUGUAUUUGGUGAACAAAGUUCCAAGAAACUGUGGUGGCGACCAGUGUUCGAGGUUAUAUGAUAUUGUUCCGUUAAUAUUAUUUAUCUUACUAUGGGGUGCUCGUCCUAGGGUGGCGAAGUGCAAGGGGCAGUGCAUCACAUAUGCGAUGCAAUUAGGGUGCGGGAAGUUUAUGUCAAAACAAAUUUGUGCCAAGUAG
Messenger RNA from Aspergillus niger, 339 nucleotides. RefSeq lists its product as hypothetical. Lineage: Eukaryota; Fungi; Ascomycota; Eurotiomycetes; Eurotiales; Aspergillaceae. The transcript is spliced from 3 exons. The coding region runs from base 1 to 339 and encodes 112 amino acids. The record is from RefSeq and is a predicted model, not a curated record.